Acipenser ruthenus (sterlet) is the source of this 4372-nucleotide messenger RNA. Its product is annotated as calcium/calmodulin-dependent protein kinase kinase 1-like. Bases 453 to 2036 code for a protein of 527 amino acids. Gene Ontology annotation, molecular function: ATP binding; protein kinase activity. The transcript is spliced from 17 exons. The record is from RefSeq and is a predicted model, not a curated record. Gene Ontology annotation, biological process: CAMKK-AMPK signaling cascade; activation of protein kinase activity; protein phosphorylation. NCBI's taxonomy places the organism in Eukaryota, Metazoa, Chordata, Actinopteri, Acipenseriformes, Acipenseridae.
CACUCGUUACAAGGGUGCUAUUUGUUUAGAUGUAUUAAACAUCAGCAAAAGGAAACUGAAAGUAUACAAUGGGAAUCGAUAGCUGAAGACUUUCUGAAUGUGGCUUACUGUAUUAAAAACAUAUUAAACUCGGGAUCAGCCAAACUGAGCCGGCGGGUGGAUGGACCCAGGAGCUGGAAUUGAGAGAGAAUUAGCUUUAUUGGUUUGAAGUUGCGUCAGGCGAAUGUGAGCAGAAUGUAUUUGGAAGUACAGUAGUUGAGUGAGAUACUGUAUUUACACCAGAGAGGGAGACUGACUGAGCGCACGCGCGGAGAGCAGAGACAUCUCACUGCAGCACUAACUGCAUACAGCUCUGUGCAGGUUUUCCGAAGCAGGCUCCUGGACAGGCUAAAGUUCAUGUGAGCUGCUCCAAGGAUUCCCCGUCUCCACACUGCUGCACUAUCCCCAAUCUGAUGUCCUCAAAGACUGACGAUCCCCCUCGAAGAGCUAGUUCUGCGGAGAUGGACUCUGAGCACCAGACUGAGCUUGCAGACAGAGUCGCAGCCAUCAACAUGAGUGCUGGGGACGGGCUUUCUAAUGGGAAGAAGGGCUUGCAGGCUAACGGGAUGAACAAUGGGGAUGGCAGCACGGGCAACUCUGCCAAGAAAGCCGCCAGGAGGCCCGUCCUGUCCAGCAGGAAGCUGUCUCUGCAGGAGCGCUCAUCUGGAAACAACGCCGCGGUAGGCUCUGGCUUCGGCCCGUACGCGACAGGGCCUUACUCCCAUGUCUCACCCAGAGUCGCUCGCAGGCCGACCAUCGAAUCAAAGCACAUCUCCAUCUCAGACUCUCAGGACUGUGUACAGCUGAACCAGUACAAGCUGAAAAAUGAAAUUGGAAAGGGCUCCUAUGGGGUGGUAAAAUUGGCAUACAACGAAGAUGACGACAAAUACUACGCAAUGAAAGUGCUGUCCAAGAAGAAGCUGAUGAAGCAGUAUGGAUUUCCACGACGCCCCCCUCCUCGGGGAGUUAAAGCAGCUCAGGGGGAUCAGCCAAAGACCCUGGCGCCUCUGGAGAGGGUUUACCAGGAGAUCGCCAUCCUCAAAAAACUGGACCAUCUCAAUAUCGUCAAGCUCAUAGAGGUGCUAGAUGACUCAUCUGAAGACAACCUGCAUAUGGCAUUUGAGCUAAUGAAAAAGGGCCCGGUGAUGGAGGUGCCGACAGACAGCCCCUUCACAGAGGAGCAGACAAGGGUCUUCUUCAGAGACGUGGUCCUGGGCAUCGAAUACUUACACUACCAGAAGAUCGUCCACAGGGACAUCAAGCCCUCAAACCUGCUCCUUGGCGAUGACGGACACAUCAAAAUCGCCGAUUUCGGAGUGAGUAACCAGUUUGAAGGCAAUGACGCAUUGCUGUCCAGCACUGCCGGGACCCCCGCCUUCAUGGCUCCAGAGACCCUCUCGGAUCAUAGGAAGAGCUUCAGUGGAAAGGCACUGGAUAUAUGGGCUAUGGGUGUGACGUUGUACUGUUUUGUGUUUGGGAAGUGCCCUUUUAUAGAUGAGUACAUCUUGGCAUUACACAACAAGAUCAGAAAUAAACCAGUGGAGUUCCCCGAAACGCCAGUGAUCAGCGAGGAACUGAAGAGCCUAAUUCUACGAAUGCUGGACAAAAAUCCAGACACUAGAAUAAGUAUUCCAGAAAUAAAGGUGCACCCUUGGGUCACGAAGGACGAUACAGACCCAAUGCCACUGGAGGAGGAGCACUGCAGUGUGGUGGAGGUCACUGAAGAGGAGGUCAGGAACUCCGUCAAGCUCAUCCCCAGCCUCUCUGCUGUGAUUCUAGUGAAGUCGAUGCUGCGAAAGCGAUCGUUUGGAAACCCUUUCGAGUGUCCUUCAAGGAGAGAAGAGAGGUCCAUGUCCGCUCCUGGGAAUUUACUCAUGGACAGGUGGCUGUUUUACUCCUCUGUAAAAGCGCAUCCUUCAUUAAGGAAAGACAGCAGCGGGGAUGGAAGCAAGGAUACAGAACUACCAGAAGUGCAUGAGGAUGAAACCUCGUCCUGAACACUGGAGUCCUGUCCCACAGCCGCACUGCGCUGCGUCGCUGCAUCAGUCAAACCCUCGCCUCUUGUGUUUCUGUUUCGAGCCAGUGACAAAAGGUGGGGGCCGAUACCAUGAGAAAAAACAAACAGAACAGAAAAAAACAACAUAGUAAUGAUGCAAGGGAAUAUUUUCAGCCGUUUACUGGUGCAUACGGAAUGCUAAUAUUACUGCCUGCCUGUGUCGUCUGCAACAGGAGAUUGCGUUUGGGUCUUGUCUGGAUGUUGUCUAGUAUGUGCAUUGUUACUCUCUUUUUUAUGUCAAGCUUGUAUAUUCAGUGCUGGCUUACAAGUUAUUUAUUUAUUUUGCUUUUUGGACUAUAAGGGAAGAUCUAGGAGUUUAAUUGUGACCCAGCCACUAGUCAGAAAACAGUCUCCAGUACACACCACUAAACAAAACGGACAAUAAUUUGCCAGAAUUGGAACAGGCCAGCUUUGCAGAUAGGAAAGGUAGGCGGUCACACAAAGACUGAGCUGGUGUGGAGACUGAACAGUUCCCUCGUCUCCUUACAGAAAGGGUGGGCCUUCCAGCCAAACCAGAGGUGAAAAACUAACAAUGAUGGAAAGGUCCUGUGUGUUCUGGAAAGCUUAUUGUAUAUCAACCUCGACAUUUGUUUCUUCUUUAUCUAACACAAAAUGAAGAACAAUUAGCCUAAACGGACAGAAAACUGAAUAAAAGCACUGGUGGGAUUUGUUUUGUUUUUUCUCACCCAUUGUUUUCUGUAAACGGUAAUUGUUGGGUUCACUGGCUUGCUGAAGAUUCCCGAGCUGUAGUAUGUCAGUUAAACUUUAAUACAUGUAUAUACUGUGGGUGUAGAUCAUGCCAUUCUUCUUGCACACAGAACUGUUUCUUGUUAUAUAGGUCUUACACAGGUUUCCAUUACAAUUUCAUUUAUGAUAGUAUUCAGUUUGAAGCACAGUAUGUUUCACAUAGUUGCGUGUAGGAUAGAAAGAACGAGAGAUGGUCAUCAGUUUUUUGGCCAUUGGCACAUUUGUGUAAGUUCGAGGGCAUGAUCGUUUUUCUGGCUUGACAUUUAACUAAAGUUCUUAUUUUAAAAUGACAAUGAAAGUAUAGAUGUAACACAAAUGGUACAAAAGCAGAGACUGGGACCAGAGAUUGUAACUUGCUCACAGACGCAGCUUUUAGGACCACUGUACUUGGAAAGUGUUCAAUUCCACGGUCACAAAAGCAAACCUGUAAACCUAAAAAAAACACAUCUUUUGUGUCAUCUGUCUAUCUGUCUAGCCUUGUUUUAAAUACUGUAAAAAUACUUAUUGAAGUUGAUGAAAAGCACUGAUAACUCCGUUUUUAGAAUGAGGGGGUUUCUUUCACAUCUCUUCACAAUUCACAUCUCGUAAUCCGCUCUAUGCAAUUUUAAAUUGAUCACAAGACACUUAUUAGGGAUUCCUAUGAGCUUAAUUAAAAAGCAUCCAUUGCAAAGUCAUCUGCUUUAAUUCCAGCAAAGCUGAAGGAAAGACUAUUGGAGCUGUUUUAGUGUGUAGCACAGGCUGUUGAAAUUGUAUUAUUAAUCACUGAAUAGUUUGGAUAUAAAUAUUAUCAACGUUUCCUGGGUCAUUGUUUAAAUGCUCACUGUUUCUGAGAAGCACCUCUGUUUUGCUGUUUAUUGUAUAGUAAAAGCCACUGUCAACCAUGGCUAUUGUUGAAACAAACAGCAAAGUGGUGGGUGGCUUUUUAUUUACAUAAAAGUGCUAACUGGCUUUCAGAUGGCAAAAUUGAGUGGUGGAGAAAUAAUCCCAGUGGAGGAAGUGUGGAUAAUGACCUGGGGAGGGAAAUAAAGGAACAUUCACCAAUUCAUGUAGGUUUAACAAGAAAUGUUCUACGAUACAGAGCAAGUAGGAAGAAUGUUGUAUUACUCACAUCAGUCAGUACCUGCCCCUCCCAUUCCCACCUCAGUACAGUAGUCAUCAGUUUAAACAACGUUCCCCUACCACAGAGUGGUGCAUGCAGAUCACCUGUUGUCUUUACAAAGAAACCAGAGGGUUAUGAUGCCCUAACCACAGAGCGUGAAACGGCAUUGUAAUUAAGCACUGCUGCUAUGUAUCAUAUUGAGUGUUUUAAAUGUCAGUGUUUGCAGCGUCUGUUCAUUGAAAUUGAACUGGAUGUAAAGCCUAACUAUGAAUGUACUGUAUGUAGUCUUUGUUAAACGAAGCAUGACGUGUCUGUACUGAACUGAAAUGCAACCGUUACAACUAUGUAAAUAUGUACCAAUUUAAAGAGGCUAUUUUUUGCAUGCUUUUGUACACUAGAGGUAAACCAAGACAAUAAAGUAAUCGAAACAC